AUGUCUCAUGAUAAAGUAUCACCACAAACCUCUUCAAAAGGAAAACGAGCCCUUCACGUGACCAAAAAUUAUGAAUUGCCUAUGACCCGUUUAUUAGACGGAGAGCACCUUGUAGAAUGGAGAGUUAAAAGGGAGGC
Molecule: messenger RNA, 137 nt
Organism: Scutellospora calospora
Lineage: Eukaryota; Fungi; Glomeromycota; Glomeromycetes; Diversisporales; Gigasporaceae
Source: the annotation of a GenBank genome assembly